AUGGGCGUGUGGUGCUCAUGUUUUUUUAACUCUGCGAGGAGAUCUGGGGAGGACCUGGUUGAGACGUCUUCAUCGACCUCGGAGCUGCCCACUGACUCGCCACAGUCGUCAGACUCUGUUGAAAGUCUGCUGCCUCCUCCAGUCGUAAGGCAGCGCAGAGAGAUUCUGCAGUCAGUGCGGAAAUUGUUGCACUGUGUGGGAGGCUGUGAGUCCACCUCUCCUCGCAUCGUUCCCAUCACAGACACUUCAUCUACACCCUCCUUACUGGCCUUACAGAAAAUGUGA
This is a messenger RNA of Knipowitschia caucasica, 285 nucleotides long. Lineage: Eukaryota; Metazoa; Chordata; Actinopteri; Gobiiformes; Gobiidae. The record is from the annotation of a GenBank genome assembly.